GCUUCCACUCUCUUCUUCUCCUGCCUGGACAAAGUACACAACACACAACAUAAUCAUCAACCAUGUCGAGAUCUUCGUCGCUGGUCCCCACUCUCGACUUUUUUCUUCUCCUUCUCCCUCCUCUCCUCCAAACCUUCCUCCCACACAGUGCACACAGACAUAGCCGGCCAUAAGUAGGUUCAACCUAAUAUAAAGCACCAAUGAUCUCUGCCUUUAUAAUCAUCAUCACAUUUCACACUUAUCAACCACUCGUGCUAACCUAACCUAACCUAUGACUUUUGGCCAUGACCAUGACCAUGACCUUGACCUUGGUCUUUUUUGUCUUUAAAGAACUAAACUCCCACUUUCUCCAAACGAUUGAAGCCAUCGUCUUGUCUUGUAUCGUUUCCAAUUACAAUUUUCAUCGCUUAUGAUUCAUGCUGCCAUGAAACCAGCCAGCCAACCAGCCAACCAGACAGCCCGCCCGCCAGCCAUCCAACAUUUUCAAAGCACAGCACGCAUUCGGGAAAGCCGGACACAACAUCGAUGAGUAAGUGAUGAGUGAGCAGUGAAAAGUCGGGGUCUCGGCCGUUUAAGUCUCUGGGCAAAGGCUGGGGACGAGGACUGCUUGUGAGGCUUGACUGUGUACAGAUGAGAAUUAACGCAGCUACUCUUGCUCUGAUCACUCUCCCCGAUCGGAUCGGCUCAGAUCAGAUCAGAGCAGAGCAGACCAAACCAGACCAGACCAGACCAGACCAGACAUCUCGUACUCUACCACAUAGCAUUGCACAAUAACCACACAGGACUGGACAGGACGGGGCAGCAUCAACGAACGCGUCCACAUUGCUCCAAAGUGGGCGGGAGAUGUUGAUGGCUUGGAGCGGGGCUUGGAGGGAUCUGGCUUAGAUGAUGAAUUAGAAAGUUGGAUGGCUUUGGAGCAAAGAAAGAAAGCGUCGUAUGAAAGCCCUCCAAAUUCCCUUUUCACUCAUACUGCGCCGCUUCGGGUGUGCUGAAAAUGCAAAUGAUAGAUUGACUGAUUGAUUGAUUGACUGACCGGUGGAUGGAGGCUGAUGCAUUCAUUGUCUGCUUCGAUUCCACUUUCCCACUCGAAUUGUUAUCAUCGUUACUCCGUCCAUCACGACUAUACUCGCACAUUACCAUCCUCACAAUCACACUCACACUUCACUCAAAUCACACUUCACUCAGAUCACACACUUCACUCCUCACACUCUCUCUCACUCUCACUCUCACCCUUCACUCUCUCUAAUCCCAAACCCAAAUCCCAAUCCCCCAAACCCAAUCCAACAAAUCCAACAAUCAAAUCAAUCUUCACUCGCACUUCACUCCACACACACACUACAUCAUACAAACAAAAACUUUAUCCUUCUUUCUCUAACAUCUGGACAUAAGAAAAACUAAAAAAAAAAUUAUAAAAAAAAUAUAUAAAAAACCGCGACAACAUCAACAUCAACAUCGCCAUCGCCAUCGCCAUCGCCAUCGACAUCAACAUCGCCAUCAACACCACCACCACCUCCUCCUCCUCCUCCUCCACCGGCACCGACAGCUCCACCGAGCACAUUUACAGGUAUUGGCAUUUUUAUUCUCUACACCCACCCACCCAUCCAUUCUUCCAUCCAUCAUCCACCCACCCACCCGUUCUGCGUUCCCAGGUGCUGGCUGGCAUAAGGGGUUAUCGUUAUCGCAAAUCCCGCAGCCCGCAGCCCGCAACCGAUUCACCGAUUACAUUCCAAUAUCCUUUAACCCCAUACCGGAUUUGCGCAAAGGGGCGGUCGGCGGUCUGGCUCUGCUUCUCGUUCUCGUCCUGGUCUUGUAUCGUGCAUCAAUCAAUCUUUAUUCACUUGAUUUGUAUUGUACAACGUUCAUUCUGCAGAGCAGUAAUGCAAAGUAGAUGAUAUAUAGUGUCUCUGUAAAGGGACUCGAGAGUUGCGUCUCUAUUGAUUUUAAUUUGUGUUAGUUAUUGCUAUUACCUGCCGUUUAUCGUUGUUUUUGUUAUUGCUUUUGUGCUCUCACCGUACCCAAUCGAAACAAUGUCCAGUUACCAUGGAGAUCAUGGAUCUAAAUCUAGGUCUAAGGUCAAACCCGUUUUUAAGAAACUGAUACAGAGCGAAAAGAAUUCACUAGACUUGGAUCGGCCAGCGGAGGAACAGCAAGAUGGCCUCGGAAUAUUUGACUAUGGCGCUGGCUACAGUUCCCGUUCCUCUCACGACAUUGCAUACAACAGUCGAGAAGGAGGCAGAAGAGGGUUUCAUGCUCGUUCAACCAGCGGCACAUCGCAAUUUUCAAUAGCGACAACAGGCAGUGCUCAGCGUUCCGGCUCGUUCGUACAUCCUUUCCAACAAACCCCGCGACCCUACACUCCUCCUUUAGGGACUUCCUACCAAAACUCAAUUCGCGAAAGUGAAGCAACAAACAGCAGCAUUGCACUUACCGAAGAUGAGGAUCAGUUACGGCAUACUUUCCGUAGCACAGCCAAUUUGUCAAAUCAAGCAAACUCAAUGACUGGUUCAACAAAUCCUAUGCUUCAGCAAACCCUCAGAAUUCAAACAAAGCUACCUCCGACCUCAUCAAGACUUGGUCUGCCAACAUCCCGUACAAGUCCUGUUCUGUCCCCUGACGUGACCUCACCACUCGACACCAUGUCGCCCACUUCACCGUCUAUCCGACAAUCUAUGGAAGGAUUUCGUCUUCGGAGUCGCAGUGACGUUGAUAACCGGCUCCGCUCGGAAACAAUACAAGAGGCACGUCGCAAGUUUCAAGAGAAAGAGAGGGCGAAAGAAGAAAAGGCAGCAAGGGAGGAAAUUCGAGCAAUGGAAAAGAAGCAGCAAAAAGAAGCAAGACAGAUUGAAAGGGGACAUCGUCGUUCUUCUGCUAGCGACAAUUUACCUACGCGAUCAAAGCGAUCUAAGUCUGAUCUUACUAUACAUGAGAAAAGUGAAGGAAUUUUUGGACAAAAUUACAAUACUGCAUCAAUUGCUGCCCCUCCCUUUCUCUCCGAGGAACUCGGUCGUGGUUCACCAAACAGAAGUCAUACUGCAAUGUCAAAUACCAAAAAGAAAACACAUAAUGCUUGGACAAAACUCAUGAUGUGGUUAAAGACUAGGUUCAUGCGACUGGGUAAAAAGUCGAGCAAAAAAUAACAAACCUAUUGUUAUUACUUGAGGGAAUAGAGAUUCAAAUGUGAAGAAAUCACCAAGCUCUUGGUUGAUGACCUACAAGUCUGAUACUAGGUAUUCUUCACAUCUCUAUUCCCCAUUUGUCCUCCAUGUAUUUAUUGGAUGACCAUCUUCUUACUCUCCUUAAACAUGAUUUUACGAUUUAUUUUGUCCUCUGGACAGGCGUUCGGGCAGGUUCAAUUUAUGAUUUAUACCAGAGGACCGGCAUCGAGCAAUUCGACAGCUUAUAUUUUUUCCCAUCACAUGCGACACAUCAGCGAGGCGUUUUUGGAUCAUUCAUUUUUUUACAGUACAUCCAAGUACUUCUUUCUGGGAACAGGGCCUCUGGUUAGGGAGAAUUUUACAUAUGGGUGUUUGAUGGGCUUGGAUUUUUUGCUUAUCGUUUUUCCUACCAUUGCAAGGCCGGAAUUGCCUUGCUUUGCUUGUUCUUCGCGUGCAUGGAGAUGGAGAUAUAGUUUGGAAGUGAGUUGCCUUCUUGCUGUUUGAAGGGGGGCUUCACUUUAUGGGAAGAGAAUGAUGUUGUUCUUAGAUGGUGGGGAUUAUUGGGGAACAAAAGAUCUGAUUUAUUUUUUGCUCGGCGGGGAGAGUUUGUGCCUAGCAGUUACUAGCACACGCUUCCAUAAAGCUAGCUUUGGGUGCGCAAUUGAUGGGACAGGAUAAGGUGGUUUUUUGAGCACAGAUAGAUUAGGAACAAUGGAGAAAACA
Molecule: messenger RNA, 3878 nt
Organism: Botrytis cinerea B05.10
Lineage: Eukaryota; Fungi; Ascomycota; Leotiomycetes; Helotiales; Sclerotiniaceae
Exons: 1
Coding region: 2028-3137 (369 amino acids)
Source: RefSeq, a predicted model, not a curated record